Messenger RNA from Camelus dromedarius (Arabian camel), 3686 nucleotides. RefSeq names its product sphingomyelin phosphodiesterase 4 (gene SMPD4). Lineage: Eukaryota; Metazoa; Chordata; Mammalia; Artiodactyla; Camelidae. The record is from RefSeq and is a predicted model, not a curated record. Gene Ontology annotation, biological process: glycerophospholipid catabolic process; ceramide biosynthetic process; sphingomyelin catabolic process. Gene Ontology annotation, molecular function: sphingomyelin phosphodiesterase D activity. Bases 81 to 2684 code for a protein of 867 amino acids. The transcript is spliced from 20 exons.
GCGCCUUUUAAGGUAGCCUCCCGAAGAAGUGGCGGGGCAUUUCCCGCCUGGCCAGGGGACGUGACGCCACGCGCAGCUUGAUGACGACAUUUCGGCGCUGGGUAGCCGAAUGGCGGCCUCCAUUCCUGAGUCGAGCAGCGCUAUGGGUCCCUCAGUGGUUUUAUAAGUCGGACGCUUUCAACGCUCCCCAGGAGGCUCCCAUGGCAUUCCCUCACCCGCAGCAACCCAGCUUCCUGCUGGCCAGCCUGAAAGCUGACUCUAUCAAUAAGCCCUUUGCACAGCGGUGCCAAGACUUGGUUAAAGUCAUUGAGGACUUUCCAGCAAAGGAGUUGCACGCCGUGUUCCCGUGGCUGGUGGAGAGCAUUUUUGGCAGCUUGGACGGUGUUCUGGUCGGGUGGAACCUCCGCUGCCUGCAGGGCCGGGUGAACCCUGUGGAGCACAGCAUCGCCAUGGAGUUUCUAGACCCUGGUGGCCCGAUGAUGAAGUUGGUCUAUAAACUUCAAGCUGAGGACUAUAAGUUUGACUUCCCCGUCUCUUACCUGCCUGGCCCCGUGAAGGCGUCCAUCCAGGAACGCGUGCUCCCCGACAGCCCUCUGUACCACAACAAGGUGCAGUUCCCCCCGGCCGGGGGCCUUGGCCUGCACCUGGCCCUCAACCCGUUCGAGUAUUACAUGUUCUUCUUUGCUUUGAGCCUCAUCACUCAGAAGCCGCUGCCCGGGGCCCUCCACGUCCGCACUUCAGACUGCGCCUAUUUCGUCCUGGUGGACAGGUACCUGUCAUGGUUCCUGCCCACGGAAGGCAGCGUGCUCCCCCCACUCUCCUCCAGCCCGGGGGGGCCCAGACCCUCACCAGCUCCCAGGACGCCAGCCGUGCCUUUUGCCUCCUACGGCCUGCAUCACACCAGUCUCCUGAAGCGACACAUCUCUCACCAGACGUCCGUGAACGCAGACCCCGCCUCCCACGAAAUCUGGAGGUCAGAGACGCUGCUCCAGGUUUUUGUUGAGAUGUGGCUUCAUCAUUACUCCUUGGAGAUGUACCAGAAGAUGCAGUCCCCGCACGCCAAGCUGGAGGUUCUGCACUACCGACUCAGUGUCUGCAGCGCCCUCCACAGCCCUGCCCAACCCAGCCUCCAGGCCCUCCACGCCCACCAAGAGUCCUUCAUGCCUACGGAGGAGCACGUGCUGGUGGUGCGGCUGCUGCUGAAACACCUGCAUGCCUUCGCCAACAGCCUGCGGCCCGAGCAGGCCUCCCCCUCCGCCCACUCCCAUGCCGCUAGCCCUCUGGAGGAGUUUAAACGGGCCGCCAUCCCCAGGUUUGUCCAGCAGAAGCUCUACCUCUUCCUGCAGCACUGCUUCGGCCACUGGCCCCUGGACGCAUCCUUCCGAGCUGUCUUGGAGAUGUGGCUGAGCUACCUGCAGCCCUGGAGGUAUGCGCCUGAGAAGCAGGCUCAGAGCAGCGACAGCCAGGCCCGGAGUGUGUCGGAGCGAUGGGCGCCCUUCGUGCAGGACAACCUGCUCCUGUACACCAAGCUCUUCCUGGGCUUCCUGAGCCGUGCGCUGCGCACCGACCUAGUCAGCCCCAAGAACGCGCUCAUGGUCUUCCGAGUGGCCAAGGUCUUCGCUCAGCCCAGCCUGGCCGAGAUGAUCCAGCGAGGUGAGCAGCUGUUCCUGGAGCCCGAGCUUGGCAUCCCCCACCGCCAGCACCGCCUCUUCACGGCACCUGCGCUCACCGGCAGCUUCCUGUCCUCGUGGCCACCAGCCAUCAGUGACACCUCCUUCAAGGUGAAGAGCCACGUGUACAGCCUGGAGGGCCAGGACUGCAAGUACACCCCAAUGUUCGGGCCCGAGGUCCGGACGCUGGUGCUGCGCCUGGCCCAGCUCAUCACGCAGGCCAAGCAGACCGCCAAGUCCCUCUCCGACCAGUACGGGGAGAGCACGGCCAGCCGCUCCUUCCUGUCCUGGCUGGGCUUCGGCCCCGCGGACCCCAACGGCUCCUACCCAGCCAACGACCUGGACGAGAUGGGGCAGGACAGCGUCCGCAAGACAGAUGAGUACCUGGAGAAGGCCCUGGAGUGCCUGUGCCAGGUGUUCCGGCUCAGCGAGGCCCAGCUGGCUCAGCUCACGCUCGCCCUGGGGACGACCCAGGAUGAGAGCGGCAAGAAGCAGCUGCCAGACUGCAUCGUGGGUGAGGACGGGCUCAUCCUGACGCCGCUGGGCCGGUACCAGAUCAUCAACGGCCUGAGGCGCUUCGAGGUCGAGUACCAGGGGGACUCGGAGCUGCAGCCCAUCCGCAGCUAUGAGGUCGCCAGCCUGGUCCGCCUGCUGUUCCGGCUCUCCUCCGCCAUCAACCGCAGGUUCGCAGGCCAGAUGGCAGCCCUAUGCUCGCGGGCUGACUUCCUCGGCAGCUUCUGUCGCUACCACCUCCUGGAGCCCGGGCUGUCGGACAGGCACCUGCUGAGCCCCGUGGGGCGGGGGCGGGCAGCCAGCCGUGCCCGGGGCCCCCGGCUCAGCCUGCGCUUCCUGGGCAGCUACCGGACGCUGCUGUCCCUUCUGCUGGCCUUCUUCGUGGCCUCUCUGUUCUGCGUCGGGCCCCUGCUCUGCACCCUGCUCCUCACACUCGGCUACGUCCUCUAUGCCCUGGCCAUGACGCUGCUGGCCGAGCGCGGCAAGCUGCACCAGCCCUGACUGCUGCCCAGCUGCUGUUCCCGGGUUCCCCUAGGCUGCUGGAGCCCCAGACCUGUCACCUUCACCCCAGCGGCAUUUCCUGCAGCCUCGGAACCAUCUGGGAGAACCUGGAAGGCUAGGCAGGGAGGGAGCUGUGUCCACAGGCCAUGAGCCCUGCAGGACGGGCAGUGUUGGGCAGACAGACAGCCUGCUGGCUGUGGGCCUUUCCCGGAGGCCCCGCCAUGAGCGGCCUUUCUCCUUUCACUCGUGACGCCGAGGAGCUCAGGGUGCCUUUGGCCUCAGCCCUCACUGACCUCAAGUGGGCAGUGUGACACCAGGACAGGAGCCCACCUCUGGCUCCAGAGGAGAACCAGCCCUAAAAGAGACACCUAAGAAAACAUGGUGGUUCUCUUCCGAUUCUGGGUUUUAAAGCUCAUUUUGUCGCAUUUGGCAAAGCAAGGGCCACCCUCCUCCACGUGCUCCCAGCAGCUCCAAGUCUGGGCCACAUGUCUGCUUUUCUGGGGAAGAGACCCUCCCGGAGCACAGACGCUCCGUGGGUCAGGGCCUGCCUGCACCUCCCUUCCGGCCCUGAGCCAUCAAGCAGGUCACUGCCUUGUCUGUGUGGACCCUGGUCCUGUGGGCAGGCGGAGGGGGCGUGGCAGGGUGCUGGCUUCCGGCCUACAACCAGAGAGGGUCGGAGACAAAGUCAAGUGGUUACAGACACAGCAACCUUUUGGUAGCAUGUAAAUAUUCGAAGUGCACGACAGUUACCUAUUCACUGUGAGUUAUCCUCACAGCAAGUCAGCGCACCUUUCACUGUACAGACAACCCCUGGGGGACAACAGUUCAACUGUCAUUUUUAAAAGCCUUUGUUUUUGGCAGGUGGUUUUUUUAAGUUUUAAAACCAUAAAUGUUGGGCUUUGUAUUUUGAUGUAAACCCUGAUGGCAUUUGGGGCCUGUGACCAAAAACCAACCAAACUUGUAACCAACCACGGAUCUGAAUAAACCCAUUCUUAGUCCCAA